AUGUCGGAUGAAUCUGUAAGUGUUGGGACUGCGAAGAGUUCUUCAGCACCUGCACCAGUAGUGAUUAGAACGAAGUUCCCAGAGACAUGGCUGUUUGACUAUUUUGAGAUUAGUUCUAACGGGGAAGCAGUCUAUCAGUCGUUGGCACCAGACACAAUCACCUCGUGGGUGGCGAGCGCAUUUGCGAUCAACGACAACUCAGGACUGGGUGUCGCACCGACCACGUCUAAGCUACGAGUGUUCCGACCGUUCUUCAUCCGUCUGAACUUGCCAUACUCAGUCAAACGUGGCGAAAAGUUCGCUUUACAAGUGUUGGUGUUCAACUACAUGGAAAAAGAACAGGACGUUACGGUCACGCUCAAACACGACGAUAGCUCUGGUUUCGACUUCUUGAAUAAGGAUGGUAGCAUUCGAAAGAGGGCCAAUCAGUCCCGUGCUUACAAACAUUCGAAGGCCUUGUUCGUUAUGCCUAACGGAUUGUGGGGAACAGCAAUGCUGAAUCUUGUUGCCGGAAUAUCGUCGUGA
Messenger RNA from Ostertagia ostertagi, 525 nucleotides. NCBI's taxonomy places the organism in Eukaryota, Metazoa, Nematoda, Chromadorea, Rhabditida, Trichostrongylidae. The record is from the annotation of a GenBank genome assembly.